GCUUUGCGUUUGCAAAAUGUAGACCCUAGACUAAAAUCGAACGAACCGAAAGCUCCCUAAAUCAUUUAACAUUAUAUGUAGCAACUGUGAGAGUACGCGAGCGAUGUUUUAGAACAUCCGUUACCAAGCUAUGGGAAGCAGACGACACGGGCGACGAUCGCGUUGCUCGCGGAAUGGCACAUUCGGCCAUUGUGGCUGGUUGGAGAGCUCCCACAGCUCUCACCAGUAAAUUCGGCAUGCGCGUAGAAAGAGCCCCUUGAAAAUGACAGGCUGUAGUGUUAAGAAGUGCACAAAUCGCGCGGACAGCGGCAAGAGCUUUUACAGGAUUCCGACGACGAGAAACGAUGUGAGACGCCGCCUCGUCUGGCUUUUGCGUAUGGGACGGAGAUCGCCAACUCCCAAGAACGCAAGAAUUUGCGAGGAUCACUUUGAAUCGAAGGAGUUUGAGACCUGUGAAGUUAAUGGCAGACGUAAACUGAAACCCAAUGCAGUUCCAUCUCUUCUCCUCAGCCCAGAUUGUCAUCCUUCCACAGAGGAACAAUCUGCAGACAUUGCUUCUCAAGUCGAUGUUCAUUCAGCCAUUUUGUCGGAGUCCAUAGUGCCCAAACCAGCUGCAGAAAUUGCUUCUCAAGUUGAUAUUCAUUCAGCCAUUGCGUCGGAACCCGUAGUGCCCGAGCAAGAAUUUUUGAUGAUGGCAACAUAG
Ixodes scapularis (black-legged tick) is the source of this 703-nucleotide messenger RNA. RefSeq lists its product as uncharacterized. Lineage: Eukaryota; Metazoa; Arthropoda; Arachnida; Ixodida; Ixodidae. The record is from RefSeq and is a predicted model, not a curated record. Gene Ontology annotation, molecular function: sequence-specific DNA binding. Bases 263 to 703 code for a protein of 146 amino acids. The transcript is spliced from 5 exons.